Molecule: messenger RNA, 5171 nt
Organism: Sorex araneus (European shrew)
Lineage: Eukaryota; Metazoa; Chordata; Mammalia; Eulipotyphla; Soricidae
Gene: PCYT1A
Product: phosphate cytidylyltransferase 1A, choline
Exons: 9
Coding region: 387-1490 (367 amino acids)
Biological process (GO): CDP-choline pathway
Cellular component (GO): endoplasmic reticulum
Molecular function (GO): phosphatidylcholine binding; choline-phosphate cytidylyltransferase activity
Source: RefSeq, a predicted model, not a curated record
CGGCGGGUGUGCGCGUGAAGAGCGGGCUUGGUGACAGCAGGCGGUGGGAGGCGCGGGCGGCCACUGUGACCCAGGGCAGUGACAGACGAGGGGACUGUGACCCAAGGGCAGGACCCGGGGAUCCUGCAAGCCGGGACGACCGGGGCGCGAGCGCAGGCUGCGAGCGUACUUGGACCGAGGAAGCGGGAGGCAGUGACUGCGGGGACUGGGGCCGCGGCCAGGGACCUGGAGCGGAGCCGGAGCGAUGUCGUGACCGUGCCAGGCCGACCUCGGGGAGCAGGAGCCGCGGCUGCCGGCGUCCUGCGCAGAGAGAUGACCUGAAGGAGCGGAGUGUGGGAUCCGCGACUGGCAUGGUAAUUCCACUGUCUACCAUUAGUUAAAAGAAGAUGGAUGCACAGACUUCAGCCAAAAUCAAUACGAGAAAGAGGAGGAAAGAGGCACCUGGACCCAAUGGGGCAACAGACAAAGAUGGAAUUUCUUCUAAAAUGCCACGCUGUGCAUUUGGCUUACGACAACCAGCUCCUUUUUCUGAUGAAAUUGAAGUAGACUUUAAUAAGCCCUAUGUCAGGGUGACUAUGGAAGAAGCCAGCAAAGGAACUCCUUGUGAACGGCCUGUGAGAGUUUAUGCAGAUGGCAUAUUUGACUUAUUUCAUUCUGGUCAUGCCCGGGCUCUGAUGCAAGCAAAGAACCUUUUCCCUAAUACAUACCUCAUUGUAGGAGUUUGCAGUGAUGAGCUAACACACAACUUCAAAGGCUUCACAGUGAUGAAUGAAAAUGAGCGUUAUGAUGCAGUGCAGCACUGCCGCUAUGUGGAUGAGGUGGUGAGGAAUGCCCCCUGGACCCUGACACCAGAGUUCCUGGCAGAACACCGGAUUGAUUUUGUAGCCCAUGACGACAUCCCAUAUUCUUCUGCUGGCAGUGAUGAUGUGUAUAAGCACAUCAAAGAAGCAGGUAUGUUUGCUCCAACCCAGAGGACAGAAGGCAUCUCCACAUCAGACAUCAUCACCCGAAUCGUCCGGGAUUACGAUGUGUACGCCAGAAGGAACCUACAGAGAGGCUACACCGCCAAGGAGCUUAAUGUCAGCUUUAUCAAUGAGAAAAAAUAUCACUUACAGGAGCGGGUUGAUAAAGUUAAGAAGAAAGUGAAAGAUGUAGAGGAAAAGUCAAAAGAAUUUGUUCAGAAGGUAGAAGAGAAAAGCAUUGACCUCAUUCAGAAAUGGGAGGAGAAAUCCCGAGAAUUCAUUGGAAGUUUUCUGGAAAUGUUUGGUCCUGAAGGAGCACUGAAACAUAUGCUGAAAGAGGGGAAAGGCCGGAUGCUGCAGGCCAUCAGUCCAAAGCAGAGUCCCAGCAGCAGCCCCACUCGUGAACGCUCCCCAUCCCCUUCUUUCCGAUGGCCAUUUUCUGGCAAGACUUCCCCGCCUUCCUCCCCAGCAAACCUUUCCAGGCGCAAGGCUGCCACCUGUGAUAUCAGUGAGGAUGAAGAAGACUAAUUUUUUCAUCCCUUUCAUUUCCCUUCCUUCUGUUCUCAUCACCUUCAGAAGCUCUCUGUUGAAUUACAAAUUGUGACCCCAACACUAAACCUAAGGACAGAUACAAAGAAAAGACAACUGGGCAAGAGGAAUGGGAAGACCAGACAUCCCAUCCUCCAAGAGACAUCACCCACUCACACCAAGAUGGAGGCUGACUGACUACACCUUAGAAGCCUGUUCUGCAUCCAUAUACCUUCCCCAAGGACUUUGCUUUACUGUUUAUGUUCAUGUGAUCUUGACAGGGAAAUUGUCAUUUUUAUUAAUUUUUAAAAAUUAGUCUUUGAAAUGUAGUAAGUAGAAUUAAUUUUUUGCCCUUGAGGAGUGGGCAGAAGGAAGUGAUGUCAUACUCGGAGGCCUUUUAAUCCUGGUACUUUCUAGUAUUUGUUUCUGUGCGGAGGCCAGUCCUUCAAGCAAUGAGCCAAUGGGUUAUGCUGAUGGAUUAUUUGGGGGGAAUAUAUCAAAAUUUUGUUUUCCUUUAAAAAAAAAACUAAAUGCUGAAUCACAAAUUCCCAAAAUAUACUUGCUGGCACAUGUGUCAAUGUAACUGUAGAAAGGUCAUCUGAGCCUAUUUUUUUACUCCCUGAGGAGUUUCUUGUUAGACCCAGUGGGGUCCAUGGCGGUAGAACUAGAUCACAUGGCAUCAUCUGCACUUUUUCAGCUAUAUUUGUCUUCUCAGAAAACUUUGUUACCCAACAUCUGCACUUUUUCAGCUAUAUUUGUCUUCUCAGAAAACUUUGUUACCCAACUAUUUGGGGACCUUGUCAGUCUUUUUUCUUCAGUCUGCCUUUAUAGGAAUGAACAUUUUCAGGGUUACUGAUUGAGGAGGGGAGUGGGACAGCACUCAAUACCAUUACUAAAUCAGGUUAGAUUAGUGAUCCCUGGAUUAAGUCUCUGGCCCUGCUAGUCUUAUUUCAGGACUCUCACCUUGCUUUUUACAAGGAUAAAUGUCUAGACUUUGAACAUAACCUGUUCAUCCUUGUUGCACAGAGCCUUACUGAAAAUGAGCUCUUCACAGAACUAGAUGGAAAAACAUAAGGAAAAAUUCCUUUUCUGAAGCCUUAUCUUGAUUUCUGCUCCUGAGAAUGUUCUUGGCUGAAACCACUGUACCGUGGGCUUCUUAUCCUCUGAGAGUUGCUGUAGAUAGAAACUUCCCUUUGCCUGCCCCUUCAGCAGAUCAUAGAGCACAAUUUUCACAUACAAGGAUGAUAGGCUCUCUCCCUCUCCAUAUGUGCCUGGUGGUGCUGGUCCCACCUCCCCGUCGGGUUGCCCAGCAAACUUACCACUUAAGUUUCACGUUAGAGAAUGUUGACCCUUCACACUUGCUGUAGAGCAUGAGCUUCAAACCUCAGCAUCCUACAACUGUACAGCCUCACAGAUCAUAGUCCAUCAGUUAUCCUGGAGUUGGACUCAGGAGGACAUUGCUUAUGUCCAAGCUUCACCCAGUCAUUCAUAAAUACCCCUUUUGGGGGUGGAGUUUCAGUGUUUUCAGCUAAGAAAACCACACUUUAAUUUUCCAUGUCCCUUUGUUAAGGCUAUGAGCAUGAAAUUUCAUAGUACCCUCCCUAAACACUGGUGAAAUCCACUCUUUCACCUGAGGUCAGAGGCUUGAUCAUGUUGCCUGCACUCCAGGACUACCCAGGUUAUUGAAAGGUCAGAUCCCACUGAUAUGCUCAGCAGAGACACAGAGGAGAAACCUCUGGUCCUGAUGACCUAAGAAAAUGACCAUUCUAAAACUUUUCUCAUAAAGUGUGGUUUUUGCUAUCAACUCUGGUUUACAUUAAAUUUGACUUGGAAUGGAAAUAGUUGAAAUUAAUAUUUCCCAACAUUGCCCAGAUUCAAAUGAUUACUUAUUUUAACUUUUCUGCUACUUUUUCCCCUGUUGAGAGUUCUGCUUAUCUCAUCUCUGGUAUGGAAAGGCAGUGAAGUCACUGAUGAUGUCCACCUACUUGUUACCUCAUAGUACACCUCUAAUCUAAGUGUAUUUGGGCAGGGAGGCACCUGUAGUCACUCCCCUCCAGUACAUUAUCUGGGUUAAUGUUUGUAUGGUCCUUGGCACUGUCAGUGGCUGCCUAUGGAAUAUGAUCUACCUAUGAGCUAAAAAGCUCUGAGAGAUGGCCAGGGUCAAGAUGGGGGCAUCUUUUUGGAAAACUCCCUCAACACCUCUGGUGAGCCCUUCCUGCCUCCAUCUUCUGACACUAGAAUAUUUUACAUGAUUGUGACCAAAAGCAAGAAUUUUUGUGAUGCAUCAUGUUGGAACCUUUGGAAUAAAGGUCCUGGACAAAGAUAGGUGGGGAGAAGCUGCUGGAAUUAUGGACUCAUUGAUCCUUUGUGCCUAAUUAAAUGAAGCUAAAGGUUCAUGUACCCUCCAUGUCUAUGAUCUGUAAAUGCCUGAAUGUUACUGCUUGAGGUUGUGGUCUCUGUUCCUGAAUCCCACACAUUAAGCAGUCAUCCCUGUAGACCAAAUGUGACUGAGAUGGGAGCAUCUUACAAUUUGUUUGACCUCCAACCUUUUCUCUGCAAGAUCCAAGGAGAAUGGAAACAGACCUGUAGUCUUGGUGAGGUGAUGCCUGCAGUUACCACAAAAAAUUCUUUUCAUACAUUAGACACAAUGUAGAGCAGAGUUGCAGUUUUAGAGGAGCAUUUAUAAAUUGCAGCUGACCAUUAUUUAGCUGGGGUCAGAAGGCUGGGGAUGUGUGUGGUUGAAAAUCCUGAAGAAAAUGGAAAAUAGGAAGGAGGUAGAGCAAUUUUGACCUUUUAUGAUUUCUGACUUCUUAAGAGCAGCAUCUGAAUGACAUUUUCUUAUUUGAUUUGUCAGUUGAUCAGGCCUUCUCUGGAUUUUCCUUCUAGAAAUGACUUCUUACUGUGCUUUUGUUACUCCUCCUGGAGUAAUCUUGAUUUGUGGGCAGUUUUUGUCUUUCUGAAGCUCAUUGCCAUUUUAAUCAUGUUCCAGAUCCCAUACUUAAAAUUUUAAACCAAUUAUAUUUCAUUACUUUAAUUCCCUAAAAGCCAUAUUUCUAAAUUUUGUUGUUAUACAUUGGUACCAGAAGUUGAACAAAUACAGCAGGAAAAAAAAAAUGCUUUUAACAGUGUUUUUAACUAAUGGUAUUUUUUUUAACUUAUCAAGAUAAGUAUUUUUAAAGGUUAUAUUUUUCAAAAUCAUAUAAUGAUUAUUAUUUUUUUCUCAUAGAUUAUCAAGGAAUAAAGAGUGGUCUCAUUUCUAUUUUUUGAAAUAACUAGAACAUGUUCUUGGGAUUAUAUCUUAAUUUUCUUAAGAUUAUCUGUCUGCCAAAGUUUUACAUUAGUAUUCAGAUUGGGGUAGAAGACAAAAAAUGCCAUUGUACCAUUAGGAUAACUCAGCUUAUGUUCCUUUACGUCUAAAGAGGGCUUCCUCUCAUUCUUUGGGAGGCACAAGCUGUUUGAACAAGAAACUUUGUUGGUUUGUAUUGGGGAAUCCUAUGAAGGAAAAGAAUCUUGGAAAGAAGUUCUGGGCCUUGGCAUGGAUGUAGCCCUAUCAUAGUGCUGCAAACCCUGGAGACAGUCUCAGUUGGUGUUCAAUGUAUCAAUUUCCUGAGUAUUAUUAAUUUUUUUCAGUUCAGUUACUUUGGCUUUUUCAUCUAGCCAAAUAAAGGCAAAGUGAUUUUA